Molecule: messenger RNA, 2496 nt
Organism: Cottoperca gobio
Lineage: Eukaryota; Metazoa; Chordata; Actinopteri; Perciformes; Bovichtidae
Product: serine/arginine repetitive matrix protein 1-like
Exons: 5
Source: RefSeq, a predicted model, not a curated record
AAUGAUGUGGAGGAGAAGAAGAAGGAGAAGAAGAAGGAGAAGAAUGAAAAGAAGAAGGAGAAGAAGAAGGAGAAGAAGAAAUGGACCAGAAAGGAGAAGCCACACUACCGCAGAAUGACAGCAGGAUACGACAUUAAACAUCCUAAGACGAAGCCGCGCCGGCGACGGCCCGCCGGCGCCGCUGUCGCCGCCCCGGCGCCGCCGCUAAAGAUAUCGCCGCCGCCGGCGCCGUCGCAACAUCGCCGCGGCGCCCGGCGCCAGCCGGCGCCGCCGCCGCCGCGCGCCGCUGUAGCCCCGGCGCCGUCGCGCGCCGCCGCCGCCGACGGCGCCAUCAGCGCCGCAGACGGAGCCGCCGGCGCCUCCGGCCGCCGCCGCCGCCGGCGCCGUCGCCGCCGGCGCCGCUGUCGCCGCCGCCGCGCCCGCCGCCGGCGCCGCCGCCGCCGAGCGCCGAUAGUCGCCGCCCCGGCGCCGCCGCCGCGCAGCCUGCACCCGCCCGGCGCCGCCGCGAGACAGCCGGAGACGAGCCGCCAGGCGACCGCCGCCGCUGUCGCCCAGCCGACGCCGGCGCAGCCGGCGCCGACGGCUCCGCCGCCGCCGGGCCGCCGCCGCUGUCGCCGCCGCCACGCCGGCCCGGCGCCUCCGCCGCACUGUCGCCGCCUCCGUCAUAACACGCCGGCCCCGCCGGCGCCCUCCCGCCGCGCCCGCCUCCGGCGCGCCGCCCCGUGCGCCGCCGCCGCCCGCCGCUCCUCCGGCGACGCCGCCGCGCCGCCAGCCCCGCCGGCCGGCGCCGGCGCACGCUGGCUCCGCUGUCGCCGCCGCCGGACCGCCGCUGUCGCCUCCUACCGGCGCCGUCUCCGGCGCGCCGGCGCCGGCGCCUCCGGCGCCGCCGCCGGCGCCGCCGGCGCCGCCGCGCCGCGCCAGCGCCGCGCCGCCUUUCCACGCCUCGCCGUCGCCGGCGCCGCCGCCGCCGGCGCCGCCGCGCGCCGCCGGCGCCCCGACGCCGAGCCGCAGCCGCCGGAGAACUGUAACGCCGCCGACGGCGCCGUCGCAGCGCCCUGCCCGCCGCCGGCUCCGCCGGCUAACGCCGCCGCCUGCGCCGCCGCCCCGCCCCGCCGCCGUCGACCGCCUCCGGCUCCGCCGCUGCGCGCCCCGGCGCAUUCGCCGCCGGCUCCGCCGCGCCGCCGCAGGCGCGCCGCCGGCUCCGCCCGGCGCCGCGCCGCGCCGCCUUCCCCGCCGUCGCCGCCGCCACUCCGCCGUCGCGCCCUCCGCCGCCGCCGGCGCCGCCCGCCGGCGCCGCAUGCCACCGCCGGCGCCGCCGAAGGCGCCGACCGGCGCCGCACGGACGCAGACACGCCGCAGCCGGCGCACGCAGCCCGCUGUCCGCCGCCCUCGCGCCGCACGGCCACCGCCGGCGACCGCCGCCCGGACUCCGCCCCGCCGCCGGAGCCGCCGCCCCGCCAGCGGCGCCUCCGGAGAGACGCCGCCGCCGCGACCGACGACCGAUGUCGCCGCAAGCAGACGGCGCGCCGGACCAGACAGGCGCGCCCACAGAGCGCAGCGACGCCGGAGACCGCAGACAGACAACGCCGCCGAAGCCGCCGACAGAAGGCGCACGCAGGCGCCAAAGGAGAGAAGAAGGAGAAGCAAGGAGAAGCAGAAGGCAAGAAGAAGACGUUGGAGCAAAGGAAGCCAGGAGGAGAAGGCGCAGAAGAAGAAGACGAAGAGAAGGAGGCAGAAGGAGGAACGAAGAAAGCACCGGCGCCUUGCCGCACUCCGCCUUCCUCCGCCGCGCCGCCUCACUCCUCCGGGCCGCCGCCCCCCGCGGAGCCCCCGCGGGGGCGCCCCGCGUCAGCCGGCUCCGCGCCGCCGGUCUACCGGAGCCUCCGCAGCCGGCGCUCCGCCGCCGCCUCUACGCACGCCUCAUCAAAAGCAAGCCUACACAUCCGCCGCCUGAUCCGGCGCCGACGCCGGCGGGAGACGAAGACGGAAAGGCGACGGCGCAGGACGAAGACGAAGGAGAAGAAGAAGAGACGAAGGAGAAGAAGCCGAAGUGAAGAAACAGGACAGCAGGCAGCCGCCGAAGCCACGCCAGCCGGCGAAGAAGAUACGAAGACCGGGAAUAAGAAGAAGCAAACGCCCGAAGAAGAAGAAGAAGAAGAAGAAGAAAAGAAGAAGAAGCCGCCUCCGGCGACGCCUUCGCCGCCGCCUCCUCCGGCACUCCACCUUCGGCGACUGCAGGCGGAGCCGCCGCCGCUUCGCCGGCGCCGACGCCCGGAACUGAGCCUCCUCACUACAAACUUCGCCGGCGCCCUCCUUGAAUCUCCUCUGCGCACAUAUCAAGUCCUGCGGCCGCUGCGGCCGCCGCCGACGGAUACAGCCCUCAGGCCACGCGGUCGCCGGCGUCGCUCCCGCCGGCUCCUCCGGCUCCUCACACAUACCCCCGGCUCCACUAACCCCAGGGGCGACGCCAAGGAGGUGAAGGAGCCGAGGAGGUGA